GGAAACAGCUUAGAGACAAGGCCUAGGGCGUCCUGGGCAAACGCUAUUAUAUUUAUUAUCUCCCUUACCUACCUAGGCAUCGGUCAAGAUUCAGUUGGUUCAUUUGGGGAUCCUGGUCGGUAACGCGGGAGCUAGGCUUAGCGUGAUCCAUGGCAUGUGAAGGUUACGGAGGGACAGUAUUGCAAGCUGGUCUGAACAUACCUACCUACCUUCUGUUUACUUGAAUCUGCGAAUUUACAUAUUGAGCAUUAGAGAUUGAUGAUUAUUGGACGCUGUGUACUUGGUCAAAGAGUGAGGAUAUCUGGAGAUUGGAUUUUAAUCAGUGGACAACGAGGAAUUUGAUACGAUACAAGACGAAUAAUUGAAUAUGGCGGACGCGGAGGAAAAGGCCAAGGCUGAAAAGCUGGCUGCGGCUAAGAAGAGGGUUGAGGAAAUGAAAAAGAAGAAGGCGAAGAAGGCGGGGGGGAAGAAAGAAGAGAAAGUGGGCGCGGUAGCUGAAGUUUCGAAGAGCGAAGAGACGAAGAGCGAGGAGAUAAAGGGCGAAGAGACGCAAGAGACAACUGCUGCAGUACCAUCCGAAGCUUCGACUGAAACACCACUCGAGGCACCCGCCGAAGCGCCAGCAGCUCCUGAGGAUUUAACUGUCGAGGAUGGAAAGAAAGAGGAAAAGCCCGUAGAAGUUUCAGAGACUAAGGAUGAGGACGAGAAGGUAGCGGAACUUACGAGACAUGGAAGGUCGCCCUCCUUAUCGGUACAAUCUAAGAUGAGGUCAUCGUCUUUUAGACAAGCUUCGGGACCUCUUUCACCGGAAAUCGCUUUUAGUCCUAGUGGUGAUACGGCGCCAGAUAUUUAUAGGAAGCAAGCUUUAAGAAUCGAGGAUUUGGAGAAGGAGAAUAAGAAAUUGAGUAAAGGGGCGAUAGAUGCAGAGAAGAGGUGGAAGAAAGCGGAGGAAGAGUUGGAGGAUUUGAGAGAGGCAGAGGGGGAAUCUGCCAAGGGGGAAAAGAGCACUGAAAAUGGGGCUUCAGAGGAGAUUGAGAAAUUGAAAUCUGAAAUCGCAGCGCUCCAACGACAAAACACACAACUUCAGGUUUCUUCCACCCGCAAACAUGUAACUUCGCCUUCGACAUCGGUGCCAGCACCAUCGGAGUUGGAAGCCGAGCUACGUUCUAAAUCCUCGACGAUUGAGUCUAUGGAAAUCGAGAUUUCUAAUCUUAAAGCACAGCUUGAACGUGUCGCAUCUGGAUCAUCUGUGGAAAAAGAACAAAUCACCGCUCUGGAGGAAAAAUUGGCAAGGAGUGAAAAGUCGGCAGCAAAUGCGCAACGGGAACUGGGAGAUCUGAAGAAGAACCUCGAACGAACGACUGAAAAGGCUGUUAAGGAAGGUAGCGAACGUAUAUCUGCAGAAACCAAAUUACGCACAUUGGAAAGAGAAACGGAGGAGGCCAAGGCACACAGUGAUGAACUUCAGAAGAAGGUGGAGGCACUUGAGAAGAAAGUAUCUACACUUACGACGCUUCACAAAGAACACGAUGCCCGAUCACAAGCUCAGAAGAAAGAAUAUGAAAGGGUGGAGAAAGAAGCAUCAGACCUCCGAGCUCGCUUCGCUAGUGUCGAGAAUGAAAAUUCACGUCUCAAGGAGGAAAGGGAAAGAUUGAAGAAACGAGAUGCGCAAGGCAUCGAUGAUGAAGGGGUUGAUGAAUUGGAGAAUGAAGAGAGACAACGCUUGGAAAAGAAAGUCAGGGAUUUAGAGGCGGAAGUCCAUGAAUUGAGAAGAGGCGUAUGGAGAGAUCGAAGAAUCGAAUUACAGGGUGAAGGAGACGAUGGACUUACGAGUCCUGGUGCAAGAUUCACAGAUGUAGAUUUAGGUGGAAGUGGAAGUCCUCAUGCGAGAAAGAGUGGAGGUCCGCAAGGAAUGGGCAUUGGGGAUUAUUUGACCAGUGGCUUUAAUGCUAUUACGGGAGGUACGGCACCGGUAGGACAUGGACAUGAACAUGCAGGAGCAGAGGAGGAUGAUGAAUUGUUGGAUGAUGAUGAUUUACUUGAAUUUGAUGAAGAAGCUUUUAGGAAGGCACAGCAGGAAGAGGCGAUGAAGAGGAUUGAGAGGGUGAAGGAGGUGAAGCGGGCGUUGAAGAAUUGGGAGGGUUGGAGAUUGGAUCUCGUGGAGAAUAGGAGUGCGGGUGGGGAGGGCGUAGGAGAGAUUUUUGAGAUUUAAAAUAGAGAGCUGUUUUAUUUUAUCUGCGUUUAAAAGUCAUCUGUGUUUGAGUGGUUGAAGUGAAUGAGUUUUGGAAUGGAGCGGAAUGGAGUGGUGAAGGAAAACCUGCCUAGGUAUGGAAAAUGGAAAUGGAAAAUGGAAAGUUUUAGAGAGGAGGAGGGGGUUGCAUGAAUGAGUGAUCGCGAUUGUAUCAGUAGAAGUCGGUAUGAUAGUAUGGUGGUAUGGUAUGCGAAAUGGGAUAUGAAUGUACAUGCCUGCCUCAUUUGCGCUAUUCCCAUCUAG
Messenger RNA from Botrytis porri, 2494 nucleotides. RefSeq lists its product as uncharacterized. The transcript has 3 exons. Lineage: Eukaryota; Fungi; Ascomycota; Leotiomycetes; Helotiales; Sclerotiniaceae. The coding region runs from base 368 to 2212 and encodes 614 amino acids. The record is from RefSeq and is a predicted model, not a curated record.